This is a messenger RNA of Danaus plexippus (monarch butterfly), 6006 nucleotides long. It is a transcript of the gene Egfr, whose product is annotated as epidermal growth factor receptor. Lineage: Eukaryota; Metazoa; Arthropoda; Insecta; Lepidoptera; Nymphalidae. Gene Ontology annotation, molecular function: ATP binding; transmembrane receptor protein tyrosine kinase activity. The transcript is spliced from 5 exons. Gene Ontology annotation, biological process: positive regulation of kinase activity; cell surface receptor protein tyrosine kinase signaling pathway; multicellular organism development. Bases 125 to 4402 code for a protein of 1425 amino acids. Gene Ontology annotation, cellular component: signaling receptor complex; basal plasma membrane. The record is from RefSeq and is a predicted model, not a curated record.
AUAUGAGUUACGCUAGCGAGCGAGGCUGACGUGCGUUCUAGUGUGGUGGUGUCGCGCACAAAUGUGGCGUUUUCAAAUCGUGGCUAUCUAGCAUGUGCCGUUGAACCGAGUCGGUGCCGUCGCCAUGCUCCCCGCGGCCCUAUUGCUGUUGCUGGCAGUGACUUGCAGCGCUGACUUCCAGGAGCGAGUAUGCAUCGGUACCAAUGGGCGGAUGUCGGUGCCUUCGAAUCGAGAUACUCACUACAGAAACCUACGCGAUCGAUUCACCAACUGCACCUAUGUCGAUGGUAACUUAGAAUUGACGUGGCUCGAGAACGAAACGAUGGACCUUUCAUUCCUACAACACAUAAGAGAAGUGACUGGUUAUGUUCUCAUUUCGUAUGUGAAAGUGGCUCAAAUCAUAUUACCAAAACUACAAAUUAUUCGUGGAAGAACACUUUUCAAACUUAAUGUUAGAGUUGAGGAAUUUUCCCUUUUGGUAACUAUGUCUUCGGCUCUUACACUGGAACUUCCUGCUCUUAGAGAUGUCCUUCGUGGCAGUGUGGGCAUCUAUAAUAAUUACAACCUUUGUCAUGUUAAAACCAUUAAUUGGGAUGAAAUUAUUACUGGUGUUAAUGCAACAUACGUCUUUGUAUACACCUUUAAUGUACCGGAAAGAGAGUGUCCGCCGUGUCAUCCUAGUUGUGAGGCAGGUUGCUGGGGAGAAGGAAUACAUAACUGUCAGAAGUUCUCAAAAACAAACUGUAGUCCUCAAUGUGAAGACGGAAGAUGUUUUGGCCCAAACCCUCGGGAUUGCUGCAAUACUUUCUGUGCUGGGGGGUGUAAAGGUCCUCUCCCUAGUCAAUGCCUUGCUUGCCGAAACUUUUAUGAUGAAGGAACAUGUUCCCAAGAAUGUCCACCAAUGCAAAAAUAUAACCCAACAACUUAUUCUUGGGAACCAAAUCCUAACGGAAAAUAUGCAUACGGUGCUACUUGUGUUAGGAAUUGUCCAGAACAUCUAUUAAAAGACAACGGAGCCUGCGUUAGGAGCUGCCCCCCUAACAAGACAGCAGUGAAUGGUGAAUGUAUACCAUGCAAUGUGACUUGCCCAAAAACUUGCCGAGCUGAAAAACCUAUCCACUCCGGAAAUAUCGAUAGUUUUAAGGAUUGCACUAUUAUAGACGGAUCGAUAGAAAUUCUUGAAAUGACUUUUACUGGGUUUCAACACGUUAACGCUGAUUACUCUUUCGGAGAUAGAUAUCCAAAAAUGGAACCUGAUGCUUUGGAAGUAUUUAGUACUGUACGUGAAGUUACCGGUUACUUAAAUGUUCAAGCUCAUCAUCCAAACUUCACAAGUCUCUCGUACUUUAGAAAUCUAGAAGUUAUAGGCGGGCGUCAAGUUGUAGAAAACUUAUUUGCAUCUCUUUAUAUUGUAAAGACCUCUUUAAAAUCUCUGGGACUUAAAUCUCUCAAAAGAGUGAACUCUGGCGCUAUAGCAAUCAUGGAAAAUCGACAACUAUGUUUCGCUGAUAAAAUAGCAUGGAAUAAGCUGGGCAAAUCAAAAGAUCAUAAGCAAAUAAUUCAGAAAAAUGGGGAUCAAAGAAAUUGUGAAAAAUUGAAUUUGGUGUGCGAUCCUCAAUGCUCAGCGGAUGGCUGUUGGGGUCCCGGGCCGGAUCAAUGUUUAUCAUGUGAAAAUUAUAAAUUUGGAGAAACUUGUGUUCAAAAUUGCUCCGUACUUCCUGGACUUUACAAAGGCGGACCAAAAGUUUGCAGACAAUGUCAUGCUGAGUGUUUAGACGGGUGCUCUGGUCCAACAAGAGCAAAUUGCACUAAGUGCAAACACGUACGGGAUGGACCCUACUGUUUCGCGGAGUGUCCAAAGUCUAGAUACACAACAGGAAACGGCACCUGCUUGCCAUGCCAUCAAAAUUGUUUUAAUGGAUGCACUGGUCCUGAAAAUAUUGUUGGCGAAGGAGGAUGUAAUUCCUGUAAGAAGGCUAUAAUAAGUGUUGAAGCCACUGUUGCUAGUUGCCUUAAAGAAGAUGAACCGUGCCCUGAAGGGUAUUAUAACGAAUGGGUUGGCAAUGUAAAACCUCUUGAAGGAAAAGUAAAAGUUGUUUGUCGUAAAUGUCAUCCAUUAUGUUAUAGAUGUACUGGUUAUGGCAUACACGAGCAGGUAUGUCAAGUGUGCAACGGAUUUAAGAGAGGUGACCAAUGUGAACAUGAAUGUCCACCAGAUCAUUAUACAGAUAAAGCCAACCGUCUCUGCACACCAUGUGAUCCAGAAUGUCGAGAAUGUACAGGGCUAACAGCAAAGGACUGUAUAAAAUGUAAUAAUCUUAAAGUAUUUCUCGGAGAUGAUAAUGCUAGCCCAUUUAGCUGCACUGAUAAAUGCCCAAGCGAGAAACCACACAAAAUAUAUUUUGACGAACUUCUUCAAAACCCUAUAGAUGAACCAUACUGUUCGGCUUCGUCAAAUGGUCUUCCUAAUAUGGCUACUGCAAAAAUCCCCACAGUCCUAGUUAUAAUAUUCAUUAUAGCUUUUAUCCUUCUCAUCAUUCUUGCCAUAAUUGGUUAUACAUGCAGACAGAAAGCCAAAGCAAAGAAAGAAGCCGUAAAAAUGACUAGGGUACUCACUGGAUGUGAAGAUAAUGAACCACUGAGACCAACUAACGUCAAGCCGAACCUUGCAAAAUUACGAAUUGUAAAGGAAGCAGAGUUACGUCGAGGAGGAAUGCUUGGUUUUGGUGCUUUUGGUAAAGUUUACAAAGGCGUUUGGGUACCAGAAGGAGAAAAUGUGAAAAUUCCAGUAGCCAUAAAGGUUUUGAAAGAAGGAACAGGAGCCAACACAAGUAAAGAAUUUUUAGAAGAAGCUUAUAUUAUGGCAAGCGUGGAACAUCCCAAUUUAUUACAAUUGCUGGCAGUAUGUAUGACCAAUCAAAUGAUGCUUAUCACUCAAUUGAUGCCUCUUGGCUGUUUACUUGACUAUGUUAGGACUCACAAAGAAAAAAUUGGAUCAAAAGCAUUUCUAAAUUGGUGUACACAAAUUGCUCGUGGUAUGGCAUAUUUAGAAGAAAAAAGAUUGGUUCAUAGAGAUUUGGCAGCUAGAAAUGUUCUAGUGCAAACACCCAAUUGUGUUAAAAUUACGGAUUUCGGACUUGCCAAAUUACUUGAUAUCAAUGAAGAUGAAUAUAAAGCAGCAGGCGGAAAAAUGCCCAUAAAAUGGUUGGCUCUAGAGUGUGUUCAACACAGAAUAUUCACUCACAAAAGCGAUGUUUGGGCUUUUGGUGUUACUAUAUGGGAAAUUCUCAGCUACGGAGCAAGACCAUAUGCAAAUAUUUCAGCUAGAAAUGUUCCUCAAUUAAUUGAAAAUGGUUUAAAAUUACCUCAACCAAGUAUUUGUACAUUGGAUAUUUAUUGCAUUAUGGUCUCGUGCUGGAUGUUGGACGUCGACAGCCGACCAACGUUCAAGCAACUAGCUGAAACUUUCGCUGAAAUGGCUCUUGAUCCUGGACGUUAUCUUGUAAUACCUGGAGACAAAUUUAUGCGACUGCCAUCCUAUUCACAUCAGGAUGAAAAGGAACUAAUAAGGACUCUUUCUUCGGGAAUGGAAGGACCUGAACCUCUAGUAGAAGCGGAUGAGUAUUUACAACCACAACUAAAGCCUUCAGUGCCCGGUACGGCGACAACCAAUUCUACUGCUACCGUGACUCUUGAAACAAACAGACACACUACAAAGCCCUGUACUUCUUCCUCCUGGACUAAUAACGCAACCGGACAAGAAAAUGUUACUACGGACAAUUCCAACAGGCAAGAAUGGGAUCAAGAUGCGUUGCAUUAUAAUAAUUCUUCAAAUGCAGAUGGAACAGAACUUCGACACUAUUAUAAUAAUGGUGUUUGUGGGUCUGAAAAUACCAGUUCCCGUUACUGCAGUGACCCAAUGAGAAGUCGACCUGACUGUGCCGAGACGAAGUUCGAUAGUAUGAGUAAAGUCAGAGAAGCACACGUAGGAAAUCUGAAAUUAAACUUGCCUCUUGAUGAAGACGAUUACUUAAUGCCAUCCCCCCAACAAAAUCAAACAACUUCUACCUAUAUGGAUUUAAUAGCUGAGGGAGCAGAAGGACAAGAAAACCAGGAUUUACGUUACAGUGGUUUCCUUGCAUCUAAGCGAUGCAUUGAUAAUCCGGAGUAUUUGAUGUCUGAUCAGAACGUUCCUCAGCAAACCCUGGGAAUACCCACAGAGCCAGUGGCGCCGGAGUCGCUCCCAAGUGAAACCAGUGAGAGUGUCAAUACGCCACAGCCAGGUCCUAGCCGAUAUGCACCGCAGCGGUCUGUAGAGGAAGAGUCCAUGUCGGACCACGAAUACUACAAUGACCUUCAACGCGAGCUGCAGCCGCUACGCCGGAACGAAACAACCGUCUGACAGGCCUCAAGGGCCGCGCGCGGCAGUGAGGCUUGCGCGCUGGUCCUCUACUUCGAAGAAUCCGACUAUGACAAAUACGAGACGUCUACUCGUUUCUAAGACUGCAUACUUAAAGGAGCCCAAACCUCCUAGUGCCAUUAAUAAGAUGGCUAGUGUUAGCUUGUUGUGAAACAGUGAAACUAAAAGAUUUAUUGUAGUUAUAAUUCAGUUUGUUAUUUUCUUCUACUUAAUUAUUGUAAAAAUCUGUUAAAACCUAUGAUUUGUAAAAAUAUUUCAAAUGAAGUGCUUGAACAUAUGAAGAAGUGCUUCACAAAUUAUAAGUUAUUUAUUAAUUUAGUUUAAGAAAGGCUAUGUUUAUGUUUCCAGAAUGUAUAAUUUUAAGUUAAAGUUACUUUUAUUUUAAACUGUGAUAAUUAGAUUAAUUACAUUACAAUAUACAUUUAGUUCGGCUCAAGACAACUGUGAAAUUCCUUGAACGAUAUUGCCAUAAUAUAUCUAACUACUUAAUGCUUGACACUGUAUAAUGACGGGGUGGAGAUAUUAAACCGCUUGAUACAGUUUUGCGACAUUCCUCGUGUGAGCUCUGACGGCUUGUAGACUUUCCUGACUGGAAUUAAAACGUAGAUAUUACUCGUACGUACCAAUUUAUAUAACAUAUACAGUAGCUAACAUUUGCAGGAACAUCUUGCCCAUAUAUUCGCCAGAUAAAAAAUUUUAAAGUGUCUUGCCGAGGAAAGAGAACGGAUUUUCAAAGACGUUAUAGUUUUGCUUUCAUUGUUAAUCUCAGAACCAAUUAUUAUACUGUUCAUAAAAACACAUCUCAAUAUUUAAACUUUUAUUAACUAAUUGUUUUAUUGUAUGAAUAGGUUAAUUCGACCGAACCCUCGUUUGCCAUUUAUUUUGUAAAAAUUAUUUCGAUACGUUUUUGUAUAUUUUACUUAAAUAAGAAUAUAAAUAUAUAAAUUAUAAAGGUACAGAGGUCGUUUUGCGUGUAACCACGUCGAACGUACGAGUUUACAUACUGGAGUGAGUUGUUACGAUAUGUGCCAUUCAUAUACAAACAUACAUACUUGUUAUCAAAAUGUUAAACAUUCACUAUAUUAUAAUCAUUAAGUAAUUUUACUUACUGAUCUUCACGAAAAUUUUAAGCAUAUUGAAUUUUAAUGUAGUAAAAAAAACUAUCAAUUUAAUAUUUGUCUUUCUAUAAAUGAUACGUGUCAAAUCUAUAUUAGAAAAGUAGAAAACGUUAUAACAUUAGAAAAUCGUGUUAGAAGAGUAUUAUCGCUUUAUCAAUUCAAAAUAUUAUAUCGAUGUAAACAUCUUUAUAAAUAUCACUCUUUAUAUCCUUAAUACAAUGUAAUCAAAUUUAAAUAAUUACACGUAUUUAAAAUACUUAUUAUUAAAAACGAUUUUUAAAUGUUCUUCAAUGUAUGGAAUAGCUGUGAACGCAACAGAUCACUACAAGACAUGUUUUAAAUCUUAUAUGCUUGGUACUUCAGACAAAUGUUAAAAUUAGUGGUUUAUGGCUAUCAUAUUAUUCUGAAUGUGUAGAUGACGAAGUAGGGGUACAUGUACCUUAAUAAAUAAAUAAAAACGAUUUAAAA